AUGGUGCGCAAAGCAGCCGCUUGCCAACCAUCUCAAGACAAAGACACAAUGACUAACCCAUAUCUCAAACAGGCAUCCGUUCGUCGUCCUGAGAUAAAUCGCUAUGAGACCACAACGGUAUACACCCAUCCAGAAGCCAAAGUCGAUAUCGUCCUCAUUCACGGCCUCAAUGGGGAACCAAAGUCGACAUGGACCGCAAACAACGUCUUCUGGCCGCUAGAUCUCUUGCCAGCGGCCCUCAAAGACUCGCACGCCAACAUUAUGGUGUACGGAUAUAAUGCAGAUGUCUCUUCCAAUUGCAACGAUCGGACGCCAAGCAACAACUUCAUAUAUCAGCACGCACAAUCUCUCGUCACGAACCUCACAUUCCAUCGAAGAAGCGAAGGGACUUUCAAGAACCCUAUUAUCUGGGUUUGUCACUCCCUAGGAGGUAUCAUCGUCAAGCAAGCUCUGCUCUACUCCUCCGAUACCCAUGAACCUCACCUCCAAGACCUCCGAUCCAUAUUCGUUUCAACCUUUGGGCUCAUCUUCUUGGGCACACCGCACAUGGGAUCGGAUGCGGCAUCUUGGGGUCUUGUGCUUCAAGCUAUGGUUGACGCUGUGAUCCCCAAAAGGAUCAUUUACUCAGAGCCUGUUCUUCUGAGGACGCUCAAGAAGGAUAGCGAGACGCUUGCGAAUAUCAGCAAUCACUUUUUGGAUAUUUAUCGGCGUUUUGAGGUCCAUAUGGUCCAUGAAAAUCAGAAAACCGAUAUCAAGGGCAUCAAGGUUACCAUUGUAGAUGCGAAUUCGGCCGGACCUCUAUUGCCAGGAGUGACCUACUACGGCAUCGAAGCAAAUCACUCCAACAUGUGUAAGUUCGAGAGCACAAGCUCCCCGGGAUUUCGGAAUAUCGCCACUACUAUACAACAAUGGGUGGAUAAAGCCCCUUAUCUGAUCCAGGGAAGGUGGCUUAUUGAGGAGCAAGAGAGUCAUAAUCGUGCUGUCGCAAAUGCCAGAGAGAUCAUGAUCAUGUCGCCAUUGGCAGUAUCACCUUAUCCUUCGUACUCCCAAAAAGAAGAUGAUGAGAGUGGAAGCAGGGAGGUUCAGAGGAUCAUGGGGGGACGAUCUUUGCCUUCGUACCACCGUAUGCCGUCUCAUCGACAACUGCUUUCUACUGGCGAGAGUUUCUCUACAGCUCUGCCAAAUAGUUUCUUUGGGGGUACCCUUCAUCCUCCAUCGGCUGCUCACGGAGGCUAUAGAUCACAGCUAACAUUACCCAAUCCCGCUCCCAGACCAAGCACGGCAAGCCCACAGAUGCCUGCCUUUCAACGAAUCGGCUAUUUGCCCCCGGUUGCAGCUGGUGCAUCUGACAACGUCGCUUCUGGUCAUUCAGCCUGGCAGUUGCAACAAGAACAAGAGAACUGCCAAGUGGCUUCUCAACCAGAGGUCCUCUCUCCCCCGAGACAAGAUAUUCCCGCUGAGAGUACAAACAUGACGAGAUCAGGGUCUGGAAGCUUCCAAUUCAACGUGUACCCCUUCCAGACAAGACAAUCACAGCUCGCACACCUUCAGACUUUGUGUCCUUCGGAGAUCGAGUCGCCACCGCCCAAGAACAAGGAUGAUGGGACAUGA
Messenger RNA from Fusarium coffeatum, 1611 nucleotides. RefSeq lists its product as uncharacterized. The record is from RefSeq and is a predicted model, not a curated record. NCBI's taxonomy places the organism in Eukaryota, Fungi, Ascomycota, Sordariomycetes, Hypocreales, Nectriaceae. The transcript is spliced from 2 exons. Bases 1 to 1611 code for a protein of 536 amino acids.